GAGCUUCGCUUUGCUGGUAGAGACAGCAUAAUCUUCCUGGUUGAUGCUUCAAAGUCAAUGUUUGAUAGUCUAAGUGAUGAAGACCUUCCUCCUUUUGAAAUAGCGCUACAGUGUAUUCGUAGUGUUUACACCAGCAAGAUCAUCAGCAGUGACCGUGAUCUAUUAUCUGUGGUGUUUUUUGGGACCAGGGAAAGCAAAAAUUCUGACCCCUUUAAGCAAAUACAUGUUCUGCAUAAUCUGGAUACACCAGGAGCAAAGCGAGUUCUGGAUCUAGAUAAGUACAGAGAAGAAAAAGGAAGAUCUUUUUUCUCUGACACCAUAGGUCAUUCACUGGAUUAUUCCCUGGGAGAAGCUCUCUGGCAAUGCUCAAAUCUCUUUAGCAAUGUUAAGAUGAAACUGAGUCACAAGCGUAUUAUGUUGUUCACCAAUGAAGAUGAUCCACAUUCCAUUGAUUCUGCCAAAACAACACAAGCGAGAGCCAAGGCAAGAGACCUUCGCGAAACUGGAAUUUUCUUGGAUCUAUUGCACCUUGAAAAGCUUGGUGGUUUUAAACUUUCUCUGUUCUAUCGUGAUAUUGUUAACACUGAUGAGGAUGAGGACCUUGGUGUUCAGCAUACAGCUUCCAGGAAAUUGGAUGACCUAAUGAGAAGAGUGCGGGCCAAGGAAAGCAAGAAGCGGGCCUUAUGCAGACUCUCAUUGAAGUUGGAUAAUGAUGUCAGUCUUACGGUUGGUGUUUAUAACCUAUUGCAAAAAGCGAUGAAGCCACCUCCUGUCAAGCUUUACCGUGAAUCCAAUGAGCCUGUGAAAACGAAGACACGUUCUUUCAAUAGGGAGAAUGGAAGUUUGCUGCUUCCCAGUGAUACAAAGAAAUCACAGACUUAUGGCAACAGGCAGAUUGUUCUGGAAAAGGAGGAGACAGAAGAGCUGAAGAGAUUUGAUGACCCCAGUUUGGUCUUGAUUGGGUUUAAACCAAUCACAUUCCUGAAGAAUUAUCAUUUUAUAAGACCUGCACAAUUUGUAUAUCCAGAGGAAUCCCUUGUCAGUGGCAGCAGCACCUUAUUCCAUGCAUUACUUAUCAAAUGCCUAGAAAAACAAGUGAUGGCUAUCUGCAGAUGUACUCCUCGGAGGAAUACACCCCCUCGGUUUGUGGCUUUGGUGCCACAAAAAGAAAAACUUGAUGAGGACAAUAUACAGAUUAAACCCCCAGGUUUCAACCUCAUUUUUAUUCCAUUUGCUGAUGAUAUUCGUAAAAUUGGAGGUACAGAAAAAGUUCCUGCCGGAGAUGAACAGGUGGAUAAAAUGAAAGAAAUUGUGCACAAAUUGAGAUUUAAAUACAGGUUAGUAAUCAUCUGUUGCUACUUCUGUAUAACACAUUUAUGUAAGACAUGUUGUCAAUUUACUGGAAUGGGACUUUUAAAGCAUAUCUAAAACUAAAAACAAAAAUGCAAUAUAUUACUUUGUGUGGGUUGUGUUAGUUUUGUAAGGCUUAUUUUUAAUUUUUUAACUGGUGAUCAACCAACAAGAUUUCUGUGA
Molecule: messenger RNA, 1533 nt
Organism: Staurois parvus
Lineage: Eukaryota; Metazoa; Chordata; Amphibia; Anura; Ranidae
Source: the annotation of a GenBank genome assembly